GGUUUUGGAAAGGGUCUGUAUCAGGGUGUUACAGGUAUUGUGACAAAGCCGGUUGCUGGAGUUCUAGACUUUGCCUCGGGAAUGUCUAAUGCCGUACGUGAUGCCAGUCGUCGUUCCUCACACAUGCAGCCCAGUCGUGUACGUAACCCUCGGUGCUGUCAUGGUCCUGGCGGUUUGCUGCCACCAUAUUCCCUGUCGCAGGCAGAAUCUCAGGCACUCUUGUAUAGGCUGAAUGAUCACUGCUAUGAGGAAGUGUUUAUUGCAACAGAGUUGGUACGAGGUGGAGCAACUGAUACCCUGCAUGUAAUGAUCACCAGUCAUCAAGUUUUCUUCUUAAGAAUUCUUGAUCAUCAUAAAGAAAACAUCAUCCUUAAUAUCAAACAUGGUGACUACACACAGUGCAGAAACUUUGAAAAAGAGGGCAUUUUUAUGUGGAGUUUUUCAGAAAGGGGGACAAAAGAGCAUCGCCAUGCUAAAAACAAGAAACAAAAUCAGCAGCACAAAAGCCCUGCACAGAAGGUUGCCCAGCAGAUAAACUAUGCCAAGAAUUUAUUUGAUGAGAAGAAGUUGAGUCUGUCUGUUAUCCAGGAUGAGGAUGAGCAAUUUUAG
Mercenaria mercenaria is the source of this 609-nucleotide messenger RNA. RefSeq names its product intermembrane lipid transfer protein VPS13D-like. The record is from RefSeq and is a predicted model, not a curated record. The annotation marks the transcript as partial. Gene Ontology annotation, biological process: protein retention in Golgi apparatus; mitochondrion organization; protein targeting to vacuole. Lineage: Eukaryota; Metazoa; Mollusca; Bivalvia; Venerida; Veneridae. The transcript is spliced from 4 exons. Gene Ontology annotation, cellular component: extrinsic component of membrane.